Molecule: messenger RNA, 1213 nt
Organism: Tympanuchus pallidicinctus (lesser prairie-chicken)
Lineage: Eukaryota; Metazoa; Chordata; Aves; Galliformes; Phasianidae
Gene: TECTB
Product: tectorin beta
Exons: 10
Coding region: 1-1053 (350 amino acids)
Cellular component (GO): cell surface
Source: RefSeq, a predicted model, not a curated record
AUGGUGGCUGUUACUAUUUAUCUGAUGGUCAUCUUGGCUCAAGCUUUUGCGGGGCCCUGCACUCCAAACAAAGCAGGCACUCCCGAAUGUCACUCUAGGCAUACUGUUUUCCUUUCAGAUGUAAUUCUGGUAUACUGCUAUCCUAGAACCAUCAUUACAAAAAUUCCAGAGUGUCCUUAUGGAUGGGAGGUCAAUCAGCUGGCACUUGGAGGCAUUUGUUACAAUGGGGUCCAUGAUUCAGGAUAUUACCAGUUCACAAUUCCAGACCUGUCACCUAAAAAUAAAUCAUACUGUGGGACGCAGUCAGAGUUUAAGAACCCUGUUUAUCACUUCUACAACUCCAUCGUUUCCAAUGACUCCACAGUGAUCGUGAAGAGCCAGCCUGUGAAUUACUCAUUCACCUGCACAUACAAUGCCAACUACUUGGUGAACCAGGCUGCCUUUGACCAAAGGGUGGCCACCGUCCAUGUGAAGAAUGGGAGCUCUGGCUCAUUUGAAAGUCAGUUAUCCCUCAACUUCUACUCCAAUGCCAAGUUUUCAAGUAUAAAAGAAGCCCCUUUUGUCGUUGAAACAUCAGAAAUUGGUUCUGACAUAUUUGCUGGAGUGGAAGCUAAGGGCUUAAGUGACAGGUUCAAAGUUGUUCUCAACAACUGCUGGGCAACACCCUCCUCAGAGUACUUCUACCAGGUGCACUGGCCUCUGAUCACCAAGGGGUGUGCCUCGGACUUCUCCAUUAUCGUCCACGAGAAUGGGAAAACAAACCGUGCGACGUUUCAGUUUAAUGCUUUCCGCUUCCAAAACAUCCCCAAGCUGUCCAAGGUCUGGCUGCACUGCGAGACGCACGUGUGCGACAGCGAGAAGUUCUCCUGCCCAGUGACAUGCGACAAACGAAAGCAGCGCAUGGAACAAACCGGAGGUGUUUUAGUGGCGGAGAUCUCUGUGCGCAACAAAGGUUUAUCCAGAUUUUACGUGCUCUCAGUCUUUUUUUUUUCUUUUGCAGAUGUUAUCUUCCACCUGUUCUUCGCGAUUGGCUUUUGUGCCAUUUUAUUAUAAAACUCAGCUUAGCUGCGUUUCUUAACAGUUCCCAAUCCUGGACCGGGACUUCUUUACUAAAGAUGUUUAUUUUACAGGAGAAAAAUUAAAGUCACCAACAAUCCUUGUGCACUGUUUCACCAGAUCAAUAAACCAUUCCACGAGCCUUGUGUCUCUAGUA